This is a messenger RNA of Nicotiana tabacum (common tobacco), 2439 nucleotides long. The record is from RefSeq and is a predicted model, not a curated record. Lineage: Eukaryota; Viridiplantae; Streptophyta; Magnoliopsida; Solanales; Solanaceae.
UGUUGAAAAUUCUGAAUACUUGUCUGACUUGCUGAAGGAAAGAAAAAUUCCACACAAUGUCCUCAAUGCUCGUCCCAAGUAUGCUGCUAGGGAGGCUGAUAUUGUUGCACAAGCAGGGAGAAAAUAUGCAAUCACCAUAUCUACUAACAUGGCAGGAAGGGGUACUGAUAUAAUCCUGGGAGGAAAUCCAAAGAUGCUUGCGAACGAAAUUUUGGAGGAUAGCAUACUUCCAUUUCUGACACAAGAUGUUCCUGAAGUUGAUGUUGAUGGAGAAUCAAAUUCUCAAAAGGUUAUGUCAAAGAUAAAAGUUGGACCGUCAUCAUUGGCUUUGCUUGCUAAAGCGGCUCUGAUGGCUAAGUACGUUAGCAAAAAUGAGAGCAAGAAAUGGUCAUAUCAAGAGGCAAAGUCAAUGAUAGCUGAAUCCAUUGAGCUGAGUCAGUCAGUGGAGAUAAAAGAGCUACAGAAGCAGGCUGAUGAGCAGUCAGAAUUUUAUCCUCUUGGUCCAUCCAUUGCUCUAACUUAUGUAUCAGUUCUUGAGGAUUGCGUGUCUCACUGUUUGAAUGAAGGGUUAGAAGUGAAAAGGCUCGGGGGCCUUCACGUCAUUGGAACUUCUCUGCAUGAGUCCAGGAGAAUUGAUAACCAGCUUCGUGGUAGAGCUGGCAGGCAGGGUGAUCCUGGAUCAACACGAUUUAUGGUGAGCUUGCAGGAUGAGAUGUUUCAAAAAUUUAACUUUGACACUGAGUGGGCAGUGAAGCUUAUAUCCAGGAUUACAAAUGAUGAAGAUAUCCCAAUAGAAGGUCAUGGAAUAGUUAAACAGCUUUUGGGUUUACAAAUCAAUGCUGAGAAAUACUUUUUUGGAAUACGAAAGAGCCUAGUAGAAUUCGAUGAAGUCCUUGAGGUUCAAAGAAAGCAUGUUUACGAUCUUAGGCAAUUAAUUUUAACUGGAGAUUUUGAGAGUUGUUCAGAGCACAUUUUCAAAUACAUGCAAGCAGUGGUGGAUGAUGUUAUCUUUAAGAAUGUUAAUCCGCAAAAGCACCCAAGUAACUGGUGCUUGGACAAAAUCUUAAAGGAGUUCAAAGACGUUGCGGGCGAGAUAUUGAAUGAUUCAUUUGCUGGGAUUACCGAGGAAGCAUUAGUAGAUUCACUUGUACAACUUCAGAAGGUGCAAUCCUUAUCCAUUGACAACUUUUCCCUUCCAAAUUUGCCUUCAACUCCAAAUUCUUUUAGAGGUAUACGUGGAAAGACCUCUUCUUUCAGACGCUGGCUGGCUAUAUGCUCCGAUGACUCAAUGAAGUAUGGGAAGUACAGAGAGAUGGUUAAUUUCCUCCGAAAGUACCUGGGAGAUUUCCUCAUUGCCAGCUAUUUAGAUGUAAUACAAGAAUCUGGAUAUGAUGCUGUAUACGUGAAGGAAAUAGAGAGGGCAGUACUUCUGAAGACAUUAGAUUGCUUCUGGAGGGAUCAUCUUAUAAACAUGAACCGACUAAGUUCAGCGGUGAAUGUAAGGAGUUUUGGGCACAGAAAUCCACUCGAGGAGUAUAAGAUCGAUGGUUGCAGAUUUUUCAUCUCAAUGCUUAGUGCAACUAGGAGGCUUACCGUGGAGUCCCUCCUGCGCUAUUGGUCAUCUCCAAUGGAGAGUCAAGAGUUAUAUGUUUAAUUAGUUGCUGUCUUUUCAUAUGUUCUCUUGCUGCUUAUGUCCAGGAUCUUGGUUUCUCAUUAUUCAUCUUCCAGUCCGAGAAGUGAAUUUUCGCGUCUUAUUCCAGCUCAACCCAAGAUGUACAAAUGGCAUGAUUUGUGGAGGCAUAACCUGAUAUGACUGUCAACUCUUCUCUCAAGUUACUGUGUCCUUUGAAGUACGGAUAAUCUGAAUUUGCACCUUGAGUAGUUUGAGGACCACCUCAGUACAUGACAUCAGUUGGCUUAGAUAAGGGAUGCUGAGCAACCUGCACAGGCUAGGACUAUAGAAAUAUGACCAUGGAGAUUCAGAAUAAAAACUAGGGAGAUUGAGAUUCAUUUUUUUUGCACGGCGUUGGCUUUGCUAAAAUUGUAUGGGUAGAGGAGUUGAAGAGAGAGGCCUUUCAAUUUGUCCCAAGGCAGUAGGGAUGAGCCAUCACAGACGGUCUCCAACAAACUGUUGGCAGGGCUUGCAGAAAUCCUAAUGACAUUAAGCUGAAUAUCUGUCACACCAUGUAUCAUUCUGAGUCAUUGCAACAAUAAAUCCCAGGGCUUUAAUUGCUCGAGCUGCUCAUCUGAAGUGUAGAAAUGCUAGAUGUUGAUCCUGGAGCUCAACCUCUUUGUUUAUUUGUGUACAAAUGAUUAGAGAGACAGGUCUUACUCUUCAAAUAUGCCGCAGAAGAUGUUUGUAACAUUGGAAUAAUGUAAUGACUUAACUUAUAUACACAAGACAUUGUAAAUAACAUUUACACUAUUAUUGUAUUUUAA